AUGGAAGAUCUGAACACAAGUGAAGUUUAUAACAAGCAAUUUUCUUUAAGCCAAAACAAGCACAGCAGCGAAAGGUUGCAAAGACUUGAAAAACGAUUGAGCGGUCUACAUUUCAAUAUUGAAUUACAAAAAAAUGAAAAAGUUGAGAAAUUAACUAAAAAAGUCAAUUCAUUAGAAGAGAAACUAGUCCAAAUUAAUGAAAACUCAAAUAAAAUUUUUGAAGAAUUGAAUGAAAAGAUAAAUGAUAUAAAAACGGAUUUUACUAAUUAUAAAUCCGAAUUUGAAGAAUUUAAAAACUAUCAUCAAAAAAAAUUGUAUAACCUUGAACAAAAAACUGAAGAUUUUAUAAACACCGAAAAAGAAGAGUGGAAUAAACUCAAAAUGAAACUAAUAAAAGACUUUCAAAAUGAAUCUAGCUUAUUAAAGGAAGAAAUAACUGAAGAAUAUGGUAUUUUUGAAGAAAAGGAAGCAUCGUUAAGAAAAUAUUAUGAUAACGAAAUUACCAAUCUUAAAUCCAUCGUUCAAAAUGAAAUAAAUGAAAGAAUUAAAACUGAAAAAGAAAUGUUGAGAGACGUAGAUGAAAAAAUAAACGAAAUUAUCAAAAUAAUCAAAAACGAAAAAAUAACUAGAAAAAAUUACUCAGAAAAUUUAGUUUCCCUUAUCGAACAAUAUUUUUCAAAAAUAAAAAUGGAAAUAGAUAAAGAACGACUAGAAAGAGAAGACACAGAAGAGACACUUGUUCACCUAAUGGAAGAAACUUUGGAUAAAAUAGGAAUGCCAUAUGCAUAA
Plasmodium vinckei vinckei is the source of this 789-nucleotide messenger RNA. RefSeq names its product conserved Plasmodium protein, unknown function. The transcript is spliced from 10 exons. The record is from RefSeq and is a predicted model, not a curated record. NCBI's taxonomy places the organism in Eukaryota, Apicomplexa, Aconoidasida, Haemosporida, Plasmodiidae. The coding region runs from base 1 to 789 and encodes 262 amino acids.